AGCCAGGGUUUGGUCUCCUGGCCGAGAGGUGCCCGCUCAGCACGGAGCUGUCCCCUGUCGCUGCAGCACCACCACAGCUCCCUGUGGGGCCGCUGGGGCCGUGCCCGGGAUGGGCCCCGCGUCCCCCCCACCCUGACCCCCUCCUGCCCACAGUCAGGACUCUACGACGGGGAUUUCUUCGACGGCGGCUGGUGCGCGGGGCAGGAGGACAAGGAGCAGUGGCUGGAGAUCGACGCCCGCCGGCUGACCAACUUCACCGGGGUCAUCACGCAGGGGCUCAACUCCAUCUGGACGUACGACUGGGUGACCUCCUACAAGGUCCAGUUCAGCAAUGACACGCACACGUGGCAGCCGUGCCGCAACGGCACCGAGGAGGCGGUCUUCCCGGGGAACAAGGACCCCGAGACGCCGGUGCUCAACCUGCUGCCCUCACCGGUGGUGGCCCGCUACAUCCGCAUCAACCCGCAGACCUGGUUCGAGAACGGCACCAUCUGCCUGCGGGCGGAGGUCCUGGGCUGCCCCCUGCCAGACCCAAACAACAUCUACUACUGGCCCAGCGACCCCGUGCCCACGGACAAGCUGGAUUUCCGGCAUCACAACUACAAGGAGAUGAGAAAGCUGAUGAAGCGGGUGAACGACGAGUGCCCCAACAUCACCCGCGUCUACAGCAUCGGGAAGAGCUACCUGGGCCUCAAGAUGUACGUCAUGGAGAUCUCCGACAACCCCGGGCAGCACGAAGUGGGUGAGCCCGAGUUCCGCUACGUGGCGGGGAUGCACGGCAACGAGGUGCUGGGCCGGGAGCUGCUGCUCAACCUGAUGGAGUACCUGUGCCGCGAGUUCCGCCGCGGCAACCCCCGCGUGGUGCGGCUGGUCACCGACACCCGCAUCCACCUCCUGCCCUCCAUGAACCCCGACGGCUACGAGACCGCCUACAAGCUGGGCUCCGAGCUGUCGGGCUGGGCCAUGGGCCGCUGGACCUACGAAGGCAUCGACCUCAACCACAACUUCGCCGACCUCAACACGGCGCUGUGGGACGCCGAGGACAACGACCUGGUGCCCCACGAGUUCCCCAACCACUACAUCCCCAUCCCCGAGUACUACACCUUCGCGAACGCCACGGUGGCCCCCGAGACGCGGGCGGUGAUCGACUGGAUGCAGCGGUACCCCUUCGUGCUGAGCGCCAACCUGCACGGCGGGGAGCUGGUGGUCACCUACCCCUUCGACAUGACCCGCACCUACUGGAAGGCGCAGGAGCUGACGCCCACGGCCGACGACGGCGUCUUCCGCUGGCUGGCCACCGUCUACGCCACCUCCAACCUGGCCAUGGCCAGCGAGGAGCGCCGCCUCUGCCACUACGACGACUUCAUGCGCUCCGGCAACAUCAUCAACGGGGCCAACUGGCACACGGUGCCCGGCAGCAUGAACGACUUCAGCUACCUGCACACCAACUGCUUCGAGAUCACGGUGGAGCUCUCCUGCGACAAGUUCCCGCACGCCUCCGAGCUGCCGGCCGAGUGGGAGAACAACCGCGAGUCCCUGCUGCUCUACAUGGAGCAGGUGCGGCACAGGGGCACCCCCGGCCCCAGGGGUCCCACCGACACCAAGGGGCUG
This is a messenger RNA of Oxyura jamaicensis (ruddy duck), 1611 nucleotides long. RefSeq names its product probable carboxypeptidase X1. The record is from RefSeq and is a predicted model, not a curated record. Gene Ontology annotation, molecular function: metallocarboxypeptidase activity; zinc ion binding. Gene Ontology annotation, biological process: proteolysis. NCBI's taxonomy places the organism in Eukaryota, Metazoa, Chordata, Aves, Anseriformes, Anatidae.